This is a messenger RNA of Plasmodium gaboni, 2058 nucleotides long. Its product is annotated as putative filament assembling protein. NCBI's taxonomy places the organism in Eukaryota, Apicomplexa, Aconoidasida, Haemosporida, Plasmodiidae. Bases 1 to 2058 code for a protein of 685 amino acids. The transcript is spliced from 2 exons. The record is from RefSeq and is a predicted model, not a curated record. Gene Ontology annotation, molecular function: structural constituent of cytoskeleton.
AUGUUUUAUAAUAAAGAGAAUCACAAUAAUAAUAAUAAAAAAAAUCCAGAGACUUUUAAGAAAAGGGACGAUAAUUUCUCGACAUAUAAAGAAAGCAUAUACAGUUUCAAUAAUAGCAAUUCAUCAUCUUGUGAAGAAAAAAAAGAUAAUAUAAAUAAUAAAAGUAAUAUAAAUUAUUUUGUAUAUACUUCUGAAUUUGAAGAACUAUAUAAAGAUAAAGCUAAAGAUUUUUUAGGAGAUAUAAAUAAUACAUAUAAUAAACAAAAAAAAGAAAAUUCGUUUUAUAGAAACAAUAGUAACCUUUCUCAAAAUACUGAAGAAUAUAGCAGUAAUAAUUUUUCAACUGGUCAUAAAAUAAAUAUUGAAAAGAAAAUUUUUUAUAAGAAGAAAAAAUCAACAAAGGAUAAUAAAAAAAAUAAGGAAAUUAAUAAUCAAUAUAUAAAGGAUAAAGGUGAAUUGUAUAAGGAUCAUAAGUUAAACAAUAAGAGUAAUCAUAAACAUAUAAAAGAAGAAAAAAAAGAAAAGGAACAAGUACAAGCAGAUAUAGAUAUAGAUAGAGAUAGAGAUAUAGAUAGAGACGUAGACGUAGACGCAGACGUAGAGUUAGAAGAAGAAAAGGGAACAGGAAGACCAGAACAGAUAUAUCCAAAAAAUAUAGAAUUUAAAGAAAAAAAACAACAAACUAAAAAACAAAAACAAUUACAAGAACAAAAUUAUUCAAAACCAUAUAAUUUUUCAUACGAAUUAGAAAAUAAUUUGUUUGAAAAAAAUAUGAAUAAUUCUCUUAACCUCACAAGAAAUAAUAUAAUGAAUUUUUGUGACUACAAUAAAAUGAAUAAUAUGAAUAAUUUGAAUAAUAUGAAUAAUUUGAAUAAUUUAAAUAAUUUGAAUAAUAUAAAUAGUGUGAAUAAUUUAAAUAAUUUGAAUAAUAUAAAUAGUGUGAAUAAUACGACCAAUUUAAACCAUAUGAAUAAUAUUAGCAAUUUAAAUCAUAUGAGUGAUACAAAUAAUGUGAAUAAUAUGAACAAUGUUCAUAGCUCACAUUAUAAUAACCCAUCUACACAUCCUAGCAACAUUAAACAUAUGAACAGUAUGAAUAACCUACGAAAUAAUAAUGAUAUUAUUUUUAAUGAUGAAGAUAUAUUUUUUAAUUCUAAAAGAAUAGGCAUGGAUAAAGGAUCAAAUGUUAAAAAGACAAAUCUUAUAUAUAAUUCAAAGAAAAAGAACACGAUGAAUCUUGAAAAAAAUGAGAGUAUAAUAUUUAAUCAUGGUUUUAAGAACCCUGUUGAUAUUAAUGAGAAAUGUAUAAACAACAAUACUAAGAUAAAAAUAAAAAGAUUAUGUGAAAAAAUUGAAGGAUUUGAAAAAGAAAUAAAGAAUGAAAUUCUCCAAAAAAAAAAUGUAGAAAAAGAAAAAAUUUAUAUUAUUAGAGAAGCUAUAAAUAAACUUGAAAAAAAUCUAAAUAAUGAAAUCAAAAAAAGAAUAGAACAUAAUAGAAAUAUUCAAAAUAUAUUUUCAUCUGAAAUUUUAAAAGUACAAGAAAAAAUAGAAAAUGUUGUACACGAUAAAGUAAAUGAAAUAGAAAAUGCUAUAAAAGUUUUAAAUGAUAAAAUUAAUACUAUUAGUUCUAAUAUAGAAAAUGAAAAAGUUAAAUGUAUUCAAUCAUUAGAAAAAAAAAAUAAUCAUAUUGCACAAGAAUUUGCAGUGCUCCAGUCAAACUUUCAACAAGAAAAGGUUCAUAACAAGGAGAAAGAAAAUAAUAUUUGUAAAAAGUUGGAAGACAUUGAAAAGAAAAACGAGGAAAAAAUAAAUACAGAGAAGAAUAUACGGGAUAGUAAGUACCAAGAAAUUAUAUCAUACAUAGAAGAAAUAAAACGAGAGAAGAAAGGAAAAAAUGAGAACUUUCAAAAUUUUGUGCUAGAAGAAAUAGCAACAAUAAAAAAUGGAUUAAUUAUGGAAUCGCAAGCAAGAGAAGCAGCAGAUGAUGAUAUUGUUCAGGCAGUAAAUCAUUACACAAAGGCAUUACAAGAUUCGUUAAGACUAAUAAAUUCUAACUAA